Molecule: messenger RNA, 1137 nt
Organism: Caenorhabditis bovis
Lineage: Eukaryota; Metazoa; Nematoda; Chromadorea; Rhabditida; Rhabditidae
Source: the annotation of a GenBank genome assembly
AUGUUGUACCUUUCGUCAAUUUCAAAAUCACUGGAUCGAGAGGAUAUCGGAGACGUGUGCGCGAAACUUGUAGUUUUAGAUUGUCAGAAAGGUUUGCAUGAGCAUCAAAAAAGUUUGUGCAGUAUUCUACACAGGAUAGCGAGCCUUAGCUCAUCAGUGGAUUUUGAUUUCAUCGAGCACGCGCUUAAAAUUAUUCUGCGAAAUUUGCAAAACGCCGAAGAGGAAUGCUUCGCGUUGCUGCUCGCCAAUUGUAAUCCGGCUGGAAUUGUGUUUGCCGAUUUUCUACUUAGACAUCGGAAUCGCCAAUUGAGCCAUCAAGAAGUUGAGAGGAUCGCCUCGGCAAGCAACUUCCCACUCGACCGAAUAGCGGCCCUUUCGCGCCUUAUUCGAUAUUCGAAGCAUGAAAAAACGGCAAAGAAUCUUGUGAUGAAGCAACUUGAGAAUGUCAACGUCUCCAGUGAAUUUCCGCUUCGAUUUCUCACGGAAUUGGCGUAUUUUGAUGUUGGGCACCCAAUUAUAAUUCUGAAUGAUCUCGCUAGCACCUCAAAGGCCACACUAUUCCCAUCUGUCUACUCGCUUCCGUUCCAAUUCGACAUUCUUGCCACCGGCUUUUGUAAUUUUGUGCCGAAAUAUCAAUCGCGCGACGGCGACCCACUAUUACCAUUAAUAAUGCGAAUUUUUCAAAUAACUGAAGAGAUUCAACUAGGCGAAGAGCAUAUUUCAAAAUUGGCGGAGAUGGACAUCGUUGUGUAUGAGCCACAAAUUGUCGCGGUGAUAAUUGAUUUGAUUCGACGCGACAUUAAAGCGGAGGAGUUCCAGAAUGAAUUAGGCGAUAUUUGGACGAUAUUAUACCGAAUAAGAUAUGAUAAUAUUUAUAACGCCGCCGCCUAUUUUUGUGCACUAUUUACGCUAGCACGGGCUCAAGCAUUAUUCAAAAUUAAAAAGCGGCUAAUGUUGAUGGUUCGCGAUACCAUUCUUAAACCAUUGCACGAACAAAUUGUCGAUUUUAAACAAGCUGGUGGUUGUGAGAAGAUGGUUCGGGCCGAAGAAUGCCUCGGUUCGGAAAUGUUUGAAACAGUGGUUUACAGUUAUAAAGUAGCCAUGGAAGCGGUUAACACGUUUUUAAAUUCGCCAUAA